Messenger RNA from Staurois parvus, 296 nucleotides. Lineage: Eukaryota; Metazoa; Chordata; Amphibia; Anura; Ranidae. The record is from the annotation of a GenBank genome assembly.
UGCACAUGCAAAUCUUGACUUCUCUGAUCCCCCCCUUUUUUCCAGUGUCCCCCCCUCUUAUCUCCUGAUAAGUCCCACAGCCCAAAGGGAUGGUGCAAAAUUAGUUACAAGCAGGGGCGGACUGACAACUCAUGGGGCCCCCGGGCAAAAGGGGAUCAUGGGGCCCCUGUGUCCUUGCCCAAACUCAAAAAAAAAACUAUAAAAAAAUACCAGGGGCAUCUCAUGGGCCCCCUACUGACCCCUGGCCUUCAGGCAGUGCCCGAGUUUCCAAAUGGUCAGUCCGCCCCUGGUUACAA